CGGUUGGGCGAUGGGAAUGCCACUCCCUGGAGAUGAAGACGAUAAGUACUAUCCCCGUGGCUUUAAUAUUGAAGACCUAGGUCCAAAGUACUCUGCAGGCAAGGAGCCACAACCCGAAAUCCGGGCGGCGGGGACAGUGCAUUCAGUCCAGCCCUUGGGCUAUUACAGUCCAAUUUGUUCUUUCUCUGAUUUACCAAAUCAACUAUAUGAAGCAUUUUAAAUAAUCAGGUUAUAUGUCAU
Aspergillus ochraceoroseus IBT 24754 is the source of this 240-nucleotide messenger RNA. RefSeq lists its product as uncharacterized. Lineage: Eukaryota; Fungi; Ascomycota; Eurotiomycetes; Eurotiales; Aspergillaceae. The record is from RefSeq and is a predicted model, not a curated record. The coding region runs from base 17 to 220 and encodes 67 amino acids. The transcript has a single exon.